AUGAGUCUUACUCGUAAACUCUGUCUUCAUACUGACCCCAACACAGGCGUCAAGUGCAACUUCUUUCAUUGGCUAGCGGGCUCUCGAACACCCUCACUAUCACCCCAUCUCGCCUCAACCAGUCAGCUGCCUGCCGUUGAUCAACCUGUGCUCCUGACGUCUAUCUCUGAUGCAGCGGGUGCACCGCCAGCUUCGCAAAAGCAAUCUUGCAUCACCAUGGGUUGCUCUUCAACCCGAAUUCGCAAAGGCUGUGGCCGACGAAUGUGCAAGGCACAUUGUCUCGAAGCAGGUGGUUGUGCUAACCCAGCCCACAAAGCAUCACAAUCAACAACGGCUCCCUACACGGUCGCAGUACCGCCCCCACCAACUCCUGUCUUUCCAGUACACAUGAAUCCCAUUGGGGUGCCGCGCUCGACCCCUGCAGGCUUUAUUGAACCCAACCCACCCCAAGGUCCUCUCAAUGGCGCCGCUUCUUCAUCAUGCGUUCCAAGGAAUGCCCGUACAGAACCCGCAUUUGCCUCCCACAUGACUGAGCUUUACACAGCACAAAUGGCUCGCGAGGAACAGAUGACAGAAGAUAGGCGUCAGGUUGAAGCUACAAGAUGGGAGAGUAAACGGAAGGUCCAGCAAACAGCUUUCGUUUACGCACGGAUGGAGGAUGGUGUCACCCCAGUUCCUUUCGAGGUCCAAGAAGGCUUCGUCUGGCCUCAUUUCAUCCUGAACAAGGCUGUCCUUGAGUUGGCAGGUUUUGUAGAUAUUGCUGCCGACACACGCUUCAACAUCUUCCGCUUCAACCUUGGUCACUGGACCUUGGUGAAACUCAAUCACGUCGUUGAGCUCAAGGAUACCCCUCACAUUUUCAUCAAGGCCACCACUGUCCAACGCUGCCAUGAUUUUGAGGUGUUUCGUGCCACUACGUCGUCAUCAGCCACAAGUCCAAACAUCUGCACCAACCUUGCUGGCGAACGGGCGUAUGUGAGAAAGAAAACGGUCGAAUUCGAACUUUCUCAAGCGUCGAGGGCUUCGUCUGUCAAGAACAAGCACAAUCUAUCACCUGACCACCUUUUUUCUACGCCUAAGCGGCUGCGUUACCUACCCGAUGAUUCUCCUACACCUACCCUGGCAAGAUAUUGCCCUCCCGUUUCCCGGAAGUUUGUUGGAAAGGCUGGUCUUGGCGCGACUCGUGUUGUCAAGAAAUCGGCGGCUGCAAAGGAAAGAGAGUUGAUAGAAUCCUACGAGAGUGAUUCGGGACUUGAGCUGACCGACCUUGAUCUGACCAAGCCCUUUCUGCUCCGUAACUCCUCUGGAGUGGCGUCUACAUCCCAAUCCACCUCUUCCUCAGUUGCCCCUGCCUCAACUGUGGCUCGUUCCAUCAUGCCUGCUUCCACCGCCCACACCUAG
Messenger RNA from Laccaria bicolor S238N-H82, 1401 nucleotides. RefSeq lists its product as uncharacterized. The record is from RefSeq and is a predicted model, not a curated record. The transcript is spliced from 4 exons. NCBI's taxonomy places the organism in Eukaryota, Fungi, Basidiomycota, Agaricomycetes, Agaricales, Hydnangiaceae. The coding region runs from base 1 to 1401 and encodes 466 amino acids.